AUGAUACCAGUGUUUGGUGGAGCUGGUGACGAUAACAGCGAUGGUGAUUUCUGCAGCAGCAGCAGCCGAAGCAACAACAACAAUCAAAGGCUGCUAAAGGAGGCGAUACGCUCCUGCGACUCCUCCCCAGCCACUGCCCACUUGGAGAGAAUCCUCGACGAAUCAUCGAGACAAUCAGAUCACGUUGAUGAUGAUGAUGAAACUCUCCUACAGAUAAAGCCGAGGACAGAGGCCUCUCCUGAACUAGCACUAAGUCACUCCAGUCCGCUUACACUACCCACAGAUAGUACUUUAACGCGCAAUAGUAAUCUCAUUAGUAACGGUAACAACAACAACAACAAGAGCAACAACAACAGGGUUCAUGUCGACGACAAUUACAAUUAUCAACAGCAACACCACACGACAAUCUGCACUGAACAAGAAGAACAGCAUCAGCUCAACAAUAAUCAUCAUUAUUACAAUCAACAGCAGCAGCAACUGCUGUACAACACCGGUGAUAGCAACUCCUAUCAAGAAGAAGAAGAAGAGCAAUACCACAAUCACCCCGGCGACCUCUCCGAGUCGCUGUCCUCCCUCUACCUGCCGACGCUCUCUCGGCAGCUAGGCACGACCAUCAUGAGCGGCCUCAACUGGAUCAACCAGAUCGACUUUAACAACCUCCUCCAGAGUCUGGUCAACCCGUCGAGCAUCUUUCGGCGGCGCAACUCGGCAACGCCCAUCAUUUCACCGCACCAGGGAAAGCCAUCGCAGGGAGCUUCUCAAAAUGGCGCCACCUUGGCCUCGCCCCUUUCCACCUCCGGAAAUGGAAGUUCUGUUACCACCUCACCGCCUCAACUGCAGCCGUACAGCUCGAGCACGCUGCAGACGAA
Messenger RNA from Rhagoletis zephyria (snowberry fruit fly), 869 nucleotides. Its product is annotated as GATA zinc finger domain-containing protein 14-like. The record is from RefSeq and is a predicted model, not a curated record. Lineage: Eukaryota; Metazoa; Arthropoda; Insecta; Diptera; Tephritidae.